AUGGCAAUCAAAGCACCGUCAUUAUCGUGCUUGCGAGUCCUUCGGGCGUUGGUUACAUCAGAGAGUAACCAAGUCUGCAUCUCAGCAACUCGCAACUAUGCCACCAAACCAACACCAUCCACUGCAACACCCACCCAACCCUUGAAAUAUACACCACGCGAGAAAGAGAACCCCGAAGAUGAUCCCGUACCAAAACCUCUGGAAAGGCCCAUCGGAAUGCCGCAUCCCCCUAGAGCUGGUGAGAACACUGGUAUCGACACCCGCAGCUGGAAAGAACGCAGAGACGAUUUCGUCGAUUACGACAAGCACCUUGUGCGCCGCAAGAAGCUGAGCGACACUCUAUACCGUCCUUAUUUCCGCGACUUCAGCGCAAUGCGUCACUUCAAGGGCAAGACGUUUCUCUCUCCACAAUCUGUAUUCAAGGCCGAACAUGCCCUUUGGUUUCCCAACUUGCGUGGUCGCACUAUAGAAAAGGACUCUACCAAGAACGCGGAAAAGAAAGACUUGGUAAAUGCAUUGAAGGGAAAGAUCAGCGUCGUCAGUAUCUUCUCAUCUGGCUGGGCCGAGAACCAGGUUGCGACUUUCUGUUCCAAGGAGAAGAACCCUGCGUUACACGAAGUACUAGAGCAAGAGAAGGCAAGAGGCAAAGCAGGACUUGCUCAACUAGUCGAGAUCAACCACGAACCCAAUGCGCUCAAGUGGUGGAUCUUGCGAGCCUUUGCAGGCAGGUUGAGAGCUAUGCGACCCAAGGAGGACUGGUCCAAGUACUUUUUGAUCAGACGCGGCAUUGAAGAUGACAUUAGAGAGGCCAUUGGUCUGUUGAACAGCAAAGUUGGCUACGUCUACUUGGUCGAUGCUGAGUGCAAGAUUCGUUGGGCAGGCAGCGCCAUCGCCCACGAGCUCGAGCAGGAGAGUUUGGUCAGAAACCUGAAGAGAGUUUUGGCCGAGGCAAGAAAGAACAAGGAGUCUCCAAAGAGCGAGAGGACCGACAGCGUCGUCGAAGCC
This is a messenger RNA of Aureobasidium melanogenum CBS 110374, 1005 nucleotides long. RefSeq names its product putative F1F0 ATP synthase assembly protein Atp10. Gene Ontology annotation, cellular component: mitochondrial inner membrane. Gene Ontology annotation, biological process: mitochondrial proton-transporting ATP synthase complex assembly. The transcript has a single exon. The annotation marks the transcript as partial. The record is from RefSeq and is a predicted model, not a curated record. Lineage: Eukaryota; Fungi; Ascomycota; Dothideomycetes; Dothideales; Saccotheciaceae.